UGGUGGUGGAAGACAAGGUGGUAGGAAAGAGAUCCCAAUUUCAUUUUCAACCAAACACUAAAAUUAGUCCCAACCCACUCUUUCUCUUUCCUUCAAUUCCAUUCUCCAUUCCACAUGCUUUCAAACCCUUCAACAUCUGCCAUGCUCACCUUUUCAUCUUCUAGGGUUCGUCCCUUUCUCCCUUCACCCCUCUUUUCCCUUUUCAUUCCCUUUCUCAAUUAAAUUUUCGAUUUUUAUAUCAGUUUCUCAAGGAACAACGCAAUUUGGAUGCAAUCAUUCAAUUUUUUCUUCCUUAAUUUAUAUUCAAUUGUUAAAAAACCUCUCUUUUUUGGUUUCCCCUUGUUUGCAUCUUGAAGAAUUAUUAUGAAGGUGAGAGCUGGGUUUAGUGUGUGGCCUAAUGUGAGGCAACUGGGCUUUAGAAAAGGUAUUCUGUAUGGAUUUAUGAGAAUGUUUUCUACUCCAUAUAAAACACUGCGUGGAGGAGCUAGUCGCUCGCUCAAAGUGGCUCGGUUUUGUAGUGUCGCGAAUGUGUCUUCCACAUUGCAGAUUGAAUUGGUACCUUGCUUGAGUGACAAUUAUGCGUACCUCUUACAUGAUAUUGAUACGGGCACGGUUGGAGUUGUUGACCCUUCUGAAGCUUUGCCUGUCAUAGAUGCGUUAAGCAAGUCAAAACGAAAUUUGAAUUACAUACUCAACACUCACCAUCAUCAUGAUCACACCGGUGGAAAUGUAGAAUUAAAAGCAAGAUAUGGGGCAAAGGUGAUUGGUUCAAGAGCUGACAAGGAAAGGAUUCCUGGCAUUGAUAUCCUUUUGAAAGACGGUGAUAAGUGGAUGUUUGCUGGCCAUGAGGUGCAAGUUAUGGACACACCUGGUCACACUCGAGGUCACAUAAGCUUCUACUUUCCGGGGUCUGGGGCAAUCUUUACUGGAGACACUUUGUUCAGUUUAUCAUGUGGCAAACUCUUUGAAGGAAGCCCUGAACAGAUGCAAUCUUCUCUUAAAAAGAUCACGUCUUUACCAGACACUACAAGUAUAUACUGUGGACACGAGUACACAUUGAGUAAUGCAAAGUUUGCGUUAUCGGUUGAACCUGAAAACAAGAAUCUUCAAUCCUAUGCUGCUCAUGUUACUUACCUCCGAAGUAAAGGCUUGCCCACGAUUCCGACCAUGCUGAAGUUGGAAAAAGCUUGCAAUCCAUUCCUUCGAACAUCCAGCGUACAAAUCCGGAAAUCAUUAAACAUUGCAGUCACUGCAGAUGAUGCAGAAGCCCUAGGUAUCAUCCGGAAAGCAAAGGAUGAUUUCUAGAUAUUUUCAAUUCAAGACCUUAUUCUGUAUAGAGUAGAUUACUGAAAUCCCUUUGUGGAAUAAUGUAUGCUCCAUUCCAUCUUUUCAAUAUGAUUUCUGAAUUUUGUUUCUCAGUAAA
Vicia villosa (hairy vetch) is the source of this 1423-nucleotide messenger RNA. Its product is annotated as probable hydroxyacylglutathione hydrolase 2, chloroplastic. Gene Ontology annotation, molecular function: hydroxyacylglutathione hydrolase activity. Lineage: Eukaryota; Viridiplantae; Streptophyta; Magnoliopsida; Fabales; Fabaceae. The transcript is spliced from 8 exons. Bases 364 to 1305 code for a protein of 313 amino acids. The record is from RefSeq and is a predicted model, not a curated record.